AUGGAUGGAUCCAUUCGGUUUGGGGCCCGCUGGAACGCGGAUGAUGGAGGGCUGUUGAUUGGUUGGUGGGAUUGUAUAGCAGUGGGGACGGUGGACUCGGGAUUCGCAGUAUGGGAUGUCCUUGAGUAUAGGGCUACUCCUGAUUACCGGUUACUUGAGAGGUCCUGUUCAAAGUUCAGUCAGUAUGUGGUCAACUCUACCUGUCAGUUGCUUGAAUAG
This is a messenger RNA of Aspergillus eucalypticola CBS 122712, 219 nucleotides long. RefSeq lists its product as uncharacterized. The record is from RefSeq and is a predicted model, not a curated record. Lineage: Eukaryota; Fungi; Ascomycota; Eurotiomycetes; Eurotiales; Aspergillaceae. The transcript has a single exon. The coding region runs from base 1 to 219 and encodes 72 amino acids.